Molecule: messenger RNA, 963 nt
Organism: Peromyscus leucopus (white-footed mouse)
Lineage: Eukaryota; Metazoa; Chordata; Mammalia; Rodentia; Cricetidae
Product: MOB-like protein phocein
Exons: 1
Cellular component (GO): cytoplasm
Source: RefSeq, a predicted model, not a curated record
AUGGUCAUGGUAGAGGGGACAGCAAUGCUUAGGCGGAACAGGCCAGGCACGAAGGCGCAGGAUUUCUAUAAUUGGCCUGAUGAAUCAUUUGAUGAAAUGGACAGUACACUUGCUGUUCAACAGUAUAUUCAGCAGAAUAUAAGGGCAGACUGCUCCAAUAUUGACAAAAUUCUUGAACCACCUGAAGGCCAAGAUGAAGGUGUAUGGAAGUAUAAACAUUUAAGGCAAUUCUGUCUUGAACUAAAUGGACUUGCUGUCAAACUUCAGAGUGAAUGCCAUCCAGAUACCUGUACUCAAAUGACAGCAACUGAACAGUGGAUUUUUCUUUGUGCAGUUCAUAAAACUCCAUAAGAGUAUCCUGCUAUAGAUUACACAAGACACACGCUUGAUGGUGCUGCAUGUCUUCUGAAUAGCAAUAAAUAUUUUCCCAGCAGGGUUAGCAUAAAAGAAUCAUCUGUAGCAAAACUAGGGUCAGUGUGCCGUAGGAUUUAUAGAAUAUUUUCACAUGCCUAUUUUCAUCACCGGCAGAUAUUUGAUGAAUAUGAAAAUGAAACAUUUUUAUGUCAUCGGUUUACUAAAUUUGUGAAGAAAUAUAAUUUGAUGUCAAAGGAUAACCUGAUUGUACCAAUUUUAGAAGAGGAAGUUCAGAAUUCAGUUUCUGGAGAAAGUGAAGCAUGAAGGGAGUCGUGUAGAACAAUGUACUGAUCACAUAAUUAACAAUUAUGUACUGUAUAUAUCUAUCAUUUUAGACAUGUCAAUCAUGUAUCCAUAGUAUAGCUUAUUUGUUUAGGGUAGGUUUUUGUAUGCUAUGUGUUGCCUUUUAAAAUGGGAAAUACAUUUUAAGUUAUUCAUGAGCUGUAUAUUCACUGGUGUGGCACUCAUGGUUUUUAAAUAAGUUUAGUGUUAUCUGUUUAUAAUGCUUGUUAAUAAAAGAAUUUACAGUUUGGUAAAAUUGCUGCUAAA